CCUCUAGGCAAUUCGUGGCAGCCGAGAUACAGGCUGUCUGCUGCUAAUAUUCCGUGAAAUGUUGUUGUUUUCAACGUUGUGAACUCAAAAUGCCAAGUACGCCUCAACAAAACAUAUUCACUGCCACCUAGCGCAUUAAACUACGCUAAUGAGCGCGCAUUCAGGGCCUAGUAAUCGUGGGCCGCUAGUUGCAAACGGGCCAGUCGGUCCUGCACCCCGGCCGGUUGCGUGGAAUCCGCUCGUCUACAACUUACCAGUGUACGUUUCAAUAGCAACUAUACUCGUGGCCUUCUUUAUUAAGACUGCCGUUCACCAAAUCCCGGAGGGCCAUGUGGGUGUAUACUGGCGCGGCGGCAAGCUGCUUCGGCGCAUCACGCCCCCCGGGGUGCACGUGCGCAUGCCGCUGAUCGACACGUACGAGGCCAUCCAGGUCACCAUGCAGACGGACAAGGUGACCAACAUUCUGUGCGGCACCAAGGGAGGAGUCAGCAUCACCUUUGACAAGAUCGAGGUCGUCAACCGCCUCAAGAGGGACCUCGUGUACGACACGAUCCGGGAGUACGGCGUGCACUACGACCGUACUUGGAUCUACGACAAGAUCCAUCACGAGAUCAACCAGUUCUGCAGCAGUCACACACUGGAGGAGGUCUACAUCAGCAAGUUUGACCAGGUGGACGAGCGCAUCAAGGACGCGCUGCAGGCCGACUGCGACCGCUACGCCCCCGGUAUCGAGAUCAUCGCGGUGCGGGUCACCAAGCCCACCAUUCCGCAGUCCGUGUCGGACAACUACGUAGCAAUGGAGGUUGAGCGCACCCGGGCCCUGGUGGCGCUGGAGCGGCAGCGGGUGCAGCAGCGGGAGGCGGAGGCAGACAGGAUACGGGCGGUGGCGCAGGCCCAGCGUGCUGCGGAGACCAGCACCAUCCUCAUGCAGCAGCUGCUGGCGGAGAAGGAGGCGGAGAGGCGGCAGGCGGAGAUAGAGGACGGCAUGUACCGCGCCAGGCAGCGAGCGCGGGCGGAUGCGGAACACUACCGGCUCCUGCGGGAGGCUGAGGCGCUGCGGGCCAAGCUAACUCCGCAAUUCCUGGAGUACUCCCUCAUACAGGCGGUUACCAACAACACCAAGAUCUUCUUCGGCUCCCGACUUCCCUCGCUGCUGCUAGACACGCGGGCUGCCUUGAGGGGCGCAUUCGCCCCUGCUGGAGGCCUCGAGGGGGAGGGGGUGGAGGUGGGGGAGGCGUUGGCUGAACAUGCAGCAAGGCAGGCAGGAGGGGAAGAGGAAACGUCGCUUAAGAAGACGUUGGUGGAGCAGAAGGUGGAGGAGGAGGGGGGAGAGGCGGUUCAGGGAAGCGUUGGGGAUUCGGCUUUGGACGAGGGCGGUUACCUUGCCCAAGGGGGAUAGUUAGAAGGCAGCAGCCGAAUGUAAAGCAGAAUGUGGCGCAGGAUUCGUUAGGGGAACAAACAGGCCGCGAGUAGGAACGUACGUAUGUGUUCUGUCGAGCGUGUGUAUCUCGUACAGAGCCCCCAAUGCAUGCAAUCGGGGUUACAGGUUCUCGCAAGGCAAGGUUUUCGCAGUGUUGUACAUUUCGUGAGUCGCAUGCUGCAUGGCGGUUGCUAUCACCCAGUGGCCGCGUGAGAGGAGGUGCAUGAGGAGGCAUUGGAGCAGGGUAAAGAGAGGAAACUGAAGAGCUGUAUGACGGGGCUAGGAGCCAGGGGGGGC
Molecule: messenger RNA, 1717 nt
Organism: Astrephomene gubernaculifera
Lineage: Eukaryota; Viridiplantae; Chlorophyta; Chlorophyceae; Chlamydomonadales; Astrephomenaceae
Source: the annotation of a GenBank genome assembly